Messenger RNA from Myripristis murdjan (pinecone soldierfish), 4508 nucleotides. It is a transcript of the gene dlg3, whose product is annotated as discs, large homolog 3 (Drosophila). NCBI's taxonomy places the organism in Eukaryota, Metazoa, Chordata, Actinopteri, Holocentriformes, Holocentridae. The transcript is spliced from 21 exons. Gene Ontology annotation, cellular component: postsynaptic density membrane; neuron projection; neuromuscular junction. Gene Ontology annotation, molecular function: ionotropic glutamate receptor binding; protein kinase binding. Gene Ontology annotation, biological process: chemical synaptic transmission; regulation of postsynaptic membrane neurotransmitter receptor levels; receptor localization to synapse. The coding region runs from base 480 to 3023 and encodes 847 amino acids. The record is from RefSeq and is a predicted model, not a curated record.
UGUUUAUAUUAAUAUUUUUAUAUGUAUUUGUGUGUGUAAAUAUAUAUGAUAUAUAAACAAAUGAAUAUAUAUAUCUAUGAAUUUAUAUACAUAUCACUGUGAAACCAGAGAAGCAAGAGGAAAUUUCUACCAUCGGGGCUGGUCUCUGAUUGUGUGGUCAUAUACAAUAUUUUGAAUAUUUCCUUUGAUCUUCUACGUCAAGAGGACGAAGACUACGUGCCCGUUUUUGAUUUUUGUUUUCCUGUUGCUACUUCCCGCCCCUCAAGUUUUUUUCUUUUUUCAUCCGCAAGGAAUAAAGAGGAGAGUAACAGGAUUUGAUGAAACGGGAAAAUCUGUAGAAAUUCCUGUGAUUAGUGUUAUUUCCAUCGGCGCUACCGCUCUGUGAGCCGAUCGCAGCGUGCUGUGUGAGAUCUGAGGAGGCAGCAGAGACAGAGUGCCACGCCGCUCAGCUCAGCGUCAGCCCAGCCAGCACAGCCAGCAUGCACAAACACCACCACUGCUGCAAGUGCCCAGAAUGUUAUGAGGUGACCCGUAUGGCUGCCCUGCGCAGGAUGGACGCCCCAUCAUAUGGAGGAGACUGGCAAGCCGAACCCUAUGGAUACCCACCUGGGUAUGGGGGAGGCCAGACCUUACCCCCUCCGGCCUCAGGGGGAGGUGGAAGCAUGGGAGGAGGAGGGGGCACUUUGGGGAGAAGUAAGGGCAAGAUAAUGUCUGGUGGGGGCCCUGGAGGCCCCAACCCCAAGGGCCAAUCCAAGGGCGGCCCCAAAGUAAACGGCAACAACUCUGGUGGGCAAGGAGGAUGGUGGCCAGAGUGCACCUGUACCAACCGGGAGUGGUAUGACCAGGCCAACCCUCCCCCCAUCAUUGUCAACGCAGACUCACUAGAUGCAGGCCCUUAUGUGAAUGGCAGUGAUGGGAUGUAUAAAUAUGAAGAGAUCAUUUUGGAGAGGGGGAAUUCUGGCCUUGGCUUCAGCAUUGCUGGAGGAAUGGACAAUCCCCACAUCCCUGAUGACCCAGGGAUCUUCAUCACCAAGAUCAUCCCAGGAGGAGCAGCUGCUAUGGAUGGACGUCUGGGGGUGAAUGACUGUGUGCUGCGUGUGAACGAGGUGGACGUGUCGGAGGUGGUCCACAGCCGGGCGGUGGAGGCCCUGAAGGAGGCAGGGCCGGUGGUAAGGUUGCUGGUCCGGCGGAGGCAGGCCCCACCUGAGACCAUUCUGGAGGUCAACCUGCUCAAAGGGCCCAAAGGGCUCGGAUUCAGCAUCGCAGGAGGGAUUGGCAACCAGCAUAUCCCUGGAGACAACAGCAUUUACAUCACCAAGAUCAUUGAAGGAGGAGCAGCCCAAAAAGAUGGACGGCUGCAGACUGGAGACCGCCUGCUAGCUGUGAACAACAUCAUCCUACAGGAUGUGCGUCAUGAGGAGGCGGUGGCAGCACUGAAGAACACCUCUGACAUGGUGUACCUCAAGGUGGCCAAGCCAGGACCUGUGCACCUCAAUGACAUGUAUGCCCCUCCAGACUACUCCAGCACCUUCCCCACCAUGGUGGACAACCAUGUCAGCCACAACUACAUGGGGGGCAUGGAGCCCAAGCCAGUGUACCAGCCGCCUCAAGUCACCCCGUCCAGGUACUCGCCAGUCCCGCGCCACAUGCUGGGGGAGGAAGACUUCACAAGGGAGCCGAGGAAGGUGCUGCUGCACAAGGGUUCCACAGGCCUGGGCUUCAACAUAGUUGGCGGCGAGGAUGGAGAGGGUAUCUUCGUCUCCUUCAUCCUGGCAGGAGGUCCGGCUGACCUGAGUGGCGAGCUGAGGAGGGGUGACCGGAUUUUAUCAGUGAAUGGGGUGAACUUACGAAAUGCCACCCAUGAGCAGGCAGCUGCAGCACUGAAGAGGGCUGGUCAGACUGUCACUAUCAUUGCUCAGUACCGGCCUGAAGAGUACAGCCGCUUUGAGUCCAAGAUCCACGACCUGAGGGAGCAAAUGAUGAACAGCAGCAUGAGCUCGGGAUCGGGCUCCCUGCGCACCAGUGAGAAGCGCUCCCUCUAUGUCAGAGCUUUGUUUGACUACGACCGGACCAGGGACAGCUGUCUGCCCAGCCAGGGCCUGAGCUUCUCUUACGGCGACAUCCUCCAUGUCAUAAAUGCGUCUGAUGAUGAGUGGUGGCAGGCAAGGUUGGUCACACCCCAUGGAGAGAGUGAGCAGAUUGGGGUCAUUCCAAGCAAGAAAAGAGUGGAGAAGAAAGAGCGGGCCAGGUUAAAAACAGUCAAGUUCCACGCCAGGACGGGCAUGAUUGAGUCCAACAGGGACUUCCCAGGGUUAAGCGAUGACUUUUAUGGAUCAAAGAGUUUGAAAUGCCUGACAUCCAACACGAGUGACAGUGAAAGCAGUUCAAAGGGCCAGGAGGACACAAUUCUUUCCUAUGAGCCAGUCAUUCGACAGGAAAUUCACUACACAAGGCCUGUGAUCAUCUUGGGCCCAAUGAAGGACAGAAUAAAUGACGACCUCAUCUCUGAGUUCCCCCACAAGUUUGGCUCUUGUGUUCCCCACACGACUCGUCCAAGGCGAGAGAAUGAGAUGGACGGUCAGGACUACCACUUUGUGGCCUCGCGAGAGCAAAUGGAGAAAGACAUUCAGGAUAAUAAGUUCAUUGAGGCUGGCCAGUUCAAUGAGAACCUCUACGGGACAAGCAUCUUGUCUGUCAGAGCAGUGGCUGAGAGGGGAAAACACUGCAUUCUGGAUGUGUCUGGGAAUGCUAUAAAACGACUGCAACAAGCACAACUUUAUUCGAUUGCCAUCUUUAUAAAACCAAAAUCCAUUGAAGCCCUAAUGGAAAUGAAUAAGAGGCAGACGUACGAGCAGGCCAAUAAAGUCUUUGACAAGGCAAUUAAGCUGGAACAAGAAUUUGGAGAGUAUUUCACAGCCAUUGUACAGGGUGACUCACUAGAGGAGAUCUACAACAAAAUCAAGCUAAUCAUCGAGGAGCAGUCUGGCCCCUACAUCUGGAUCCCCUCCUCAGAGAAGCUCUGAGCUCCCAGCUGUCCCCUCUGCGUCUGUGCAGAGCUCCCCUCCUGCCUCCCAGAGACCCCACCCAGGUCCAAAUAGCCUCCCCUCCUCCGCCCUUUUUGCAGAUAUGUUUCAUAUCAAGUUUUAGUGUCAUCAUUAUGUUACUCUCUAAAUGAAAAAGUCUUAUCACCAUUACUGUGACUGUGCACACCCCUGCAUGAGUUUCUCAACAAAUCCAUUCAAGACUGGAAAUGCCAUUCCAAAUGAAUUAAUCAAUUUAAAAACAAAAAAGGGAAAAAGGAAUUAAUCCUUUUAUGAACUGGGACUGACUGUGAAGAUCAGAAUGUUUUACAGAAUUCCGGAGAGAGGAGUUGGGAUCCAAAAGAAGUUGCAGGGGAACAGAGACAAAUCAUACCAAGUUGGAACACUUUGUAAAUGUUCAUCAAAUCACAUUUAAAAAGACAGCAAGAUGAGAAGUGAAGACCAAUUGAGGUUUUUUUGUUUUGUUUUGUUUUGUUUUUUCUAAAAAGGACUGGAUAAAAUCGAGCCCAGCUGAUGGUACUGUUCAAGGAGUUCUCUCUCGUGUUUAUAAUGACUGAGGAAAUUGAUGGAGAAACCUACAAACUGGUGAUCUAUUUAUCACAAACCAGCUUGCUGUUUGGUUGUCUGCCAGUUGUCUGUGCUGCAGCCCAUAAAGACAUCUUGGGAGGCUGAUCAAAAGGAAGAAAUGCGUUGUGAAUCUCUACAUUUAUAUUAUGAAAUCACAAGAUAAAUGAUAAAAUCCUACUGAGAUUUUACUACAUAUUAAAAGCUACACAUUUUACACUUCACUAGAAUUGUCUACUUGGAGGGCUGUUAGAUUUCAUUUCUUUCUUUUUUUCUUUUUGUGGGAAUUUUUUUGCUUGUGGUUUUUAGCUGCUCUGUGUAAAGGAUGGGGGUAGAGAAGUGUAACUGGGCUCUCUGCAAAACACCAAACUGCCUUACAUCAAAUACAAAUUCUGUUUUGUGACUACCUGUUGUCUGUGAGGGAGGCUGCACACAACUGACAAGGGAAAAAGAGGAGCCAUUCUCAUUUUUCCUUUACUUUUUGUGUCCUCCAACUUCCAGGAGGCCUGACGCGAGUGCAAUAGAUAAAACGCAGAGUCUCACCUCUGUGGGCACCUAUUCUCCCCUGUACUUCAACCCCUUUCCUCUGUAACCGAAGAAUUAGGCCAUUGGAUUCCAAUUUGGAUGGCCAAAGCCUCCCAACUCAUGUUGAGCAGCAGACCACCCUAUUACACUCUCUGCCUUCCAAGAGGAUUCUCUUCUGAUUGAAUGGUCACAUGGUACUGUCCUAUCUGCCGCCUUGGUGGUGGCCUUGAAACGGGUAGAACAAGACAAUAAUUGUAUUGGAUGUCCUAACAAUUAAAGAGUCAAUAUAACCUGUUUUGGAUUGUCCCCCUUUUCCCCUACCCAAAAGAACACUAAAGAUGGGUUUGAUUAAACCUAUAUGCUCUGUGUAUCUAUAAA